CCACACUCAUCACAAAGCGAAGCUGCUUGAGUCAGGGAAGCUGGUGGCAAGGGGCACCGCCGUGCCGCGGAACGUCAGCCGCCCUGCCCGCGCCGCCCGCCCGGAUCCCUUUGGCUGGUGCGCGGCGGCGGCGGAAGGAGGUUCACUCGCCAUGCCAAAGUUACGGAAAACCCAAGGAGGGAAGCAAGAAAAAAAAGUUAUCCAUCCUUACAGCAGAAAAGCCGCGCAGCUUGCGAGGGAAGCACACAAACAGGAAAAGAAAGAAAAGUUGAAGACUGACAAAGCUUUGCGUUUGAGUAUCAUCGGAGAAAAAUUGCAAUGGUUUCAAAGUCAUCUUGACCCCAAUAAAAUUGAGUACACAAAGAAGGAAGCUGGUGAACUAAUUGAAAAUUAUAUGUGUCGAUUCAAUGCUGAACUGGAGCAGAUUGAAUUACAAAACAGUAUUAAAGGUAGACAAGGAAGACAGCAUGGUUCACGGGAAGCUGUCAUCAAGCAGACCAUAGAACGUGAAAGACAGCUCUAUGAAGGCCAUGGAAUAGAAAUCCCAGACAUUAUGAAUAGAAAACAUCUUAAAUUUUUCAGAGAAUGGGAUGGUGAUCUGAAGAAACUGCCAAAUAUCAAAAUGAAAAAGCUGUCUGCUAGGGAUGCUGCUUGCAGUCAGCCUGAGGUGGCAGAUGUGGAAGCUAAAGAAUUGAAUAAAGCAGAAGAGGUGCCUAAUGAGCACCAGCUGAUUCAAGAGCUGAAACAGCUGAAGGGAAUUGUAAGAAACCUAUAUUAGUUAUCACUGGAAAGAUAAUAAAUUCUAACUAUAUUUGCAAAGACUUUGCUAGUUGCAUUUUUUAUGAGCUCACUGUGUACCUACGGUAAAGAGUAAACAGUGUAUUAUUAGGUAAAGCUGUAUAUUACUGGAUAAAAAAUUUUGAAUAUAAAUAAAUACCUAAAAUCUUAACUGUGUCCUUACUUCUCAUGCUGUACCUUCUCUUUAGGAUGCAGACUCCUGAGUUGACAAAGCAAUUGUAGUUUAUAUCUUGAAAUCCUGAGAAGUUGAGUACCUCUUCCCUGGUCAUAGAGCAGUCAGGAUUCAGACACCUGUUAAAAGUACUUUGUGGUGGGAAAUCUUACCUUUUCCUGGUAAUGGCAAGAAGGUAUGUCAUUUAGUAUAUAAAUAGCAGGUACCCUGGUAAACAGUGGGCCCAGCUAGUGGCAACUUUUAGCCAUGUCUUGUGGUGGUGGCUGGGAUAUCUCUAGGUGUACACAGUUUUGUGGAGAGCUGUGAUAGGCCUCAUCUCACAAAAUCCCGUGCUGUGUGGCACAGAACACUCGCCCUUGGUGUAAGAAAUGCUCUCCCAUUUGGUGGAAGUGUGUAUGCAGAUGAGAUACAUGGAGCAUCAGUUAAUCUUGAAGAACUCUUCUCUUGUACCUUCUCUUGUCUGAGAAUCUCUGUCAGGAACAUAGAGAGCUGGAAAGACUUCAAUAAGAUAUUGAGUAUUUUGUGUUUUAUGACAGGAAUUUGAGAGAAUUACACUUCCUCAUAACUCUGUAUUGAAGAAUUCAGAUCAGAAGCCAUUUAAAGUCCCUACGAGCUGUUUUUAAAUACAUCUUUUGUCCAUUUUUUUUUUUUUUUUUUGCUGACCCCUCUGUUGAGAAAGCUGUGCAUUUUAAAAUUAAGUUGCUUAGGACUUUUAAAUAGCAGGCUUGCUUUAUGAAGCAACUCUUUAGAUGCCCUGCAGGAAGGUUCUUAGCAGAUUCUCACUUUUAAUACCUUAAAAUUAAAAUUAAAAAAAAGGAAAAAAGGUUAAGGGCAAAGCUAGGGACAAUUUCACAGCAGGCAUUAAGUGGGACUUCUGUGUUAGUGUGGAUUAGAUUGUCUGGGCACGGAAGUCACAGUUCAGGUGUGCUGUCUCUACAUGUUGUAGCAGUCACUGUUCAGAUGCCUGUUGAUUAUGUGGAAAUAAUUUUUCCUGGUGGAUGAUCCUUCUAGUACUUGAUACCCAAUACAGUUCUGUGUGUUAAGCAAGGCUUUGUCAUGGUAAAUAGUUAUGUGGGUUUCCCAGGUUUCUCCUACAGAUAUCUGGGCCUGUAUUAUCUUCGCUGUGCAGUAAGUGUUACUGACGAGUGUUACUCUGUUAACAUCUAUAGUGAGUUUUUCCCUCUUUACAAAAUAGGCCUGUGCUAUCCUUCCACGUUUUAGGAAACCAGUCUAUUUAAGUAAUACAGAAUUACCCAUUGUCCUCCUUAAAUGAAUCUAAAGAAGAAAUCUGAAUGAAUUUAACAGACCUGAAGCAUGUGUGAGUGAUCUUCAGACAGACUGCAAGUCUUAAACCUGGCUAGAGGUCUUAUCCUCUGACACCAGCCACAUCUCUAUAUGCUGUCACAUCACUGCUUUGUGUUUGUGUUUUAGAAAUAACUGUGCUGAAGUGCAGGGCAGGCCCUUGAUAUUUUUUAAAAUUUGUUAAUUGAGCUGUAUUCUGGAAUUCAGCUUGUUUUGAUUUAUAAGACCUGAGGUGUUACACUGUGGUGGAGCCAGGGCGAUUGGUCUGAACUAAAGCCAUGUGUGUGUUUGUUCAGUGGUUUGACAGAUUUUGCCUUUCAGAAGAUUUCACUUUAAAUUUUUGCUUGUUUACUAUGUCUGAUGUGCUUUGAAUCUCUAAGUAGAAAUGUUGCAGAAAAAGUCACUUUCCCAUCACGUUGGGUAAAAUAUAGAAGGAAAAUGAGCAGUAAGGUAACUAGAAGAAUUGGCAUGUUACAGUAAUGACAGUAUGUUAGGCUGACGUCCUGGUGAAUGCUUUAAAAAAGAUUGUCCCACAAAGUUAUGGAGAAUGAGAUGUUCUAUAUUCCUUGAAACAAUUCACUAUUAAGUCAUUAUUAAAAAGUAAUUAUUACUUGUGUGGUUGAUGUGAAUAUUGUCAAAUAUUUGAAGUGAUUUCUUUUUUAACAACUGUU
Messenger RNA from Egretta garzetta (little egret), 2943 nucleotides. RefSeq names its product translation machinery associated 16 homolog (gene TMA16). NCBI's taxonomy places the organism in Eukaryota, Metazoa, Chordata, Aves, Pelecaniformes, Ardeidae. Gene Ontology annotation, cellular component: nucleus. The record is from RefSeq and is a predicted model, not a curated record.